Molecule: messenger RNA, 1130 nt
Organism: Caenorhabditis angaria
Lineage: Eukaryota; Metazoa; Nematoda; Chromadorea; Rhabditida; Rhabditidae
Source: the annotation of a GenBank genome assembly
AUGAAUAUCUCGUGUUCCCCAGAAACACAAGAUUUCCAGCAAAUCCUUCUAUUCAAUUCUCUACGUCUCUACUUCUACAUCCUAAUGAUAAUCUACACUUCAAGUGUCUUCAUCAUUUUCCCAUUAUUCGUUUAUUUCUCAAAAAUCAAUCGCAACAAAGAUGAGCAAUCUCCAAUUUUUCCAAUCACCAGUCAUCUUUACAAAAUCACCGUUUACUCACAAAUAUUAAUUCUUAUCAACACGAUUUCUUUCAUAAUUCCAAUUUUUUAUUAUGGAAAUAAUCUGCGUGUUAUACAAAUUCUAUUCAAUAUUUCAUUAAUUCUCCAAGCUAUAACUGAUUUUUUCAAUGUUAUAGUUAUCCCAGUUCAAAAUAUUCUAGUAUUUCUUCUAGCUCUUCAAAGAUUCGCCCUUUAUUUCUAUCCAAAUUCCGAAAAAUAUAUCAGUCCUUCUCAAAAAACCUUCAAAUACGUUCUUGUUUUUCUAUAUUCUUUAGCUAUCGGUGGAAAUCUUCUUUUUCAAUAUUUCAUAUUUAAAUGCGCUGUCAACGGGGCUCACGCUCAUCAACAAAUUGUUUGCAAUCCACUUUUACCAAUCACAAAUGCUCUAGUUUAUAUCGGAUGUGAUUUUCUUGUGAUUAUCUCCUCAAUUUUUUAUAUUUUAAUCCUUAAAAGUGUUCGAAACAUCAGGCAUUCUUCAACAGUUAUGACAACUCGACCUGAGAAAGCGAUUCUCUAUCAAACUUUGGUUUUAAUCAUCGUCAAACUAUUAAGCUUACCAAUAAUUCUCUAUUCAAUGAUGUUUUUCGGAUGUUUUGAUAUCACUUCACCGCUGAAAGUUAUCAAUAAGGUUCCAAGUUUUCGGCAGAAAAUUGAACCAGUUAAAUUUUAAAAAAAUUUCAGAUUUUCAUCGGUAUGUUCUUUAGUGACACGUUAACAACUCCAAUCGUAUCACAAGUCGCCUAUCUUUUUUGCAAUAAAACCCAUUUGGAACAUUUGAUGAGGCUGAAUUUCGGAAAAUUGAGAACUUGGCUGAUUGUUUGUUGUGGAGCUAGUUCGAAUAGUGUGAAUUAUGAGCAAGAAGUUGAGAAUUUGGGCGUCGCUUCUUCAACAGCAAAUCAGAUUUCACCGUAG